AUGCAUGUACUAUACACUAUCAACGCGGCCUUACCCGGUAAACACUAUGAUGUUCCUCCCCAGGACCUUGUAAAGGAUUUGUUCGAGAGUUGGAAUGCAAAAGCAAAUGAAAAAGAAAGGAAGGAAGUUUUGAGUUCAUUCAUGAAAAAGAAUGUAAAGAUAAACAAAGUAGAUGAGUCAAUGAUAAUAACAGCAAUAGUAGCACCACCAGCAGCCAUGGUUGUGAAGAGAACAGGACAAACAUUGCCACAACUAAAACUCAUGAAAUCAGUGCCUGAUGUUGUUUUUGUUCCAUCAUUCACCGUUGUGGCACUCAUUGCUGUCAAGAUCGCAAGAAUGUUGUUCAUGAAAAAGACAAUACCACCACCACCACCAAAGGAAGAACAACCUCAAGAGGAACAAAUAAUAAUAAAAAUAAACAUGCAACUGGCUAUUAUUGUGAAGAGUGUCGAAUUGUGCAUCACUGAGUUAUUUUCACAUUUGAAUGUGUUCUUGGUGUUAUGA
Molecule: messenger RNA, 504 nt
Organism: Arachis duranensis
Lineage: Eukaryota; Viridiplantae; Streptophyta; Magnoliopsida; Fabales; Fabaceae
Exons: 3
Coding region: 1-504 (167 amino acids)
Source: RefSeq, a predicted model, not a curated record